AAGAAUCCUUUCUCUCGUCGUUGCAAAGAAGGAGGAUCCAUUUGACAAUUAAUUAGGUCAAGUCCUCUCGUAUCGACAUUCCACGCACUGGUACCAUGAAGUUACCUGGCUCUCUCUCACCAUUGGCACUCGGGUCGAUUGCGUUCGUGACUGUCCUCUCGACGGUACGAGGGUUUACUCCCACGGUAAGGCUGUCUCUCGCAUCGACCCCGUUCGUUCGCUCCACGCGUACACGUCCCCCCACGUCACUCGGUGUAUCCAAUCCGUUGCGAACGGAACGCACGCAACCGGUGGUUUCCGCCAACACAGUCUCGACUUUGCCCGAAACCAAGCCCUCUUCCCCCUCCAGUGUAUUCGGACGACCCUUGGACGAGUCCACCAAGCAGCGCAAUCGUCAACUGGUGCAUCAGCUCAAGAGUGUCUUGUUCGAUCAAGUUUACCGCGGCGACACCAUGGACCGCGCCUUUGCCCGCUUUUACGCGCUCGAAACCAUCGCCCGCAUGCCCUACUUUUCCUACCUCAGCGUGUUGCAUCUCUGGGAAACACUGGGCAUGUGGCGACGGGCCGAGUAUCUCCAGGUACACUUUGCCGAAUCCUGGAACGAACUGCACCACUUGCUCAUUAUGGAAGAAUUGGGCGGCAACGGACGUUGGGGCGAUCGAUUCGUCGCUCAGCAUAUUGCCUUUUUUUACUACUGGAUCGUCGUCACCCUGUACGCGGUCAAUCCCACCAUGGCGUACAAUCUGAAUCAAGCUGUCGAAGAAGAAGCUUACGAGACCUACGAUGGGUUCCUGCAAACUCACGCAGAGUAUUUGCAGUCGCAACCGGCACCACAAGCGGCGAUAAGGUACUACACCGGUGACGACUUGUACCUGUUUCACGCUAUGCACUGGGAUACGCGACAGCCAAAGGAACCGGAAUCGCCAGUGGAGCAGCGACGGCCCACUUGUGAGACACUGUACGAUACAAUCCGCAACAUUCGGGACGACGAGCUGGAACACGUCAAGACCAUGGCUUGCCUGCAAGACGAGAGUGUCUAGCAAAAAGGAACAUGGGAAGACUUGCUAAAAUAGCUGUUCCGUCUCAAUUACUACUGUUACUACUAUCGCUACUCGCUAAGCAGUCAACACCUGUGGAUUCUUUGCAAAUCUUUGUUGUAAGGCUCAAGCGCUCAUGUCUUUCGCGUGCUCUAUCGCAAGUCAACGUCAUCGUCAUCCUCCAAGUCGGAAUCAUCGCCCACCCCUCCCAAGCCAUCACCGUCAUCCUCGUGAUCACUAUCCAAAGCACCAAAAUCCAAAUCAUCCAAUUCGUUAGCCAACGCAUUCCCAUCCAAAUGUGCUCCUUCGGCGACCUCCUUUUCGUAUCCAGUCUUCAUUUUACUCAGUUCUUGUAAGGUUGCCGGUUCCGUCGUCGCCUCCGGUAUCUCAUUUUUCUGCAACCGAUCCGGUUCAUUCUUCCCGCCACGCCGGCUGUUCGCAGAGGUCGAUGCCACGGGGAUGGCAUUGCUAGCCACAUUCUUUCGCGCGACACCGGUCAAGCGCAGAAGGGGCACCAAUU
This is a messenger RNA of Phaeodactylum tricornutum CCAP 1055/1, 1557 nucleotides long. RefSeq lists its product with no specific name. NCBI's taxonomy places the organism in Eukaryota, Bacillariophyta, Bacillariophyceae, Surirellales, Neidiaceae. Gene Ontology annotation, biological process: alternative respiration. The coding region runs from base 96 to 1040 and encodes 314 amino acids. The record is from RefSeq and is a predicted model, not a curated record. Gene Ontology annotation, molecular function: alternative oxidase activity. The transcript has a single exon. Gene Ontology annotation, cellular component: mitochondrion.